AUGACUUCUCUGACUGUGCGCUUCCUCACCCGGCGCUUCAUCGGGGAGUACGGAGACAUGGAAUUCAUCUACAGCCACAGCCUGACUGUGGAUGGCCGAGAGAUUCUCUUCCACAUCUGGGACGUCCCCAGUUCGCAGGAGCAGGCAGAGGAGGGCUCCUCGGAGGAGAAGCGAAUCCAGUGGGCAGACGGCUUUGUCCUGGUCUACAGCAUCUGCGACCGCGCCAGCUUCAAUGUCCUGCCCCUCAAGAUCCAGUUCAUCAAGGCGGCCAAGGAGGGGCAGAGCCAGGAGAAGGUGCCCAUCGUCAUCGUGGGCAACAAACGGGACCUGCACCACCGGCGGGCAGUCUCCAGCGAGGAGGGGCGGCUCCUGGCCCUCUCGUCGGACUGCGGUUUCUACGAGGUCUCUGCAGCCGAGGCUUAUCACGGGGCCCUCACGGUCUUCCAUGGACUGGCCAAGCGCAUCCCUGACACCAAACUGGCGCUGAAAAAGGGCACGGGGAUCCGUGGCAUCGUCAAGACCGUGUCGGCUGUGUUUGCCCGUAAGCGAACGGACUCCCUCUGA
This is a messenger RNA of Opisthocomus hoazin, 564 nucleotides long. The record is from RefSeq and is a predicted model, not a curated record. Lineage: Eukaryota; Metazoa; Chordata; Aves; Opisthocomiformes; Opisthocomidae.